UGUGUUGCUCUGUCUGCAGGUGGAGUGGAUGAGGCUGCCUGCAGUAGCGCGGAGCCGCCGCCAGGGGCGCUGUUGUCACUUUCCAUACCCAUAAGCGGGGGAGUGUGAGGUGCAUGAAAUGGAGAAAAAUGGCGGAUCAUGUGCAGGGCCUUGCCCAGCUGGAGAUCCUGUGUAAGCAGCUGUACGAGACUACCGACACCGCCGUCCGACACCAGGCAGAGAAAGCUCUGGUGGAGUUCACCAACAGCCCCGACUGUCUCAGCAAAUGUCAGCUGCUGCUGGAGCGAGGCAGCUCGUCAUAUUCUCAGCUGCUUGCAGCCACCUGUUUGUCUAAACUGGUGUCUCGAACCAGCAACCCUCUGCCCCUCGAGCAACGCAUCGAUAUCCGGAACUAUGUGUUGAAUUAUCUGGCCACGCGGCCGAAGUUAGCAGCGUUUGUGACCCAGGCGUUGAUCCAGCUGUACGCCAGGAUCACCAAACUCGGCUGGUUCGACUGUCAGAAAGAUGACUACGUCUUCAGAAACGUCAUCGCGGAUGUCACGCGCUUUCUACAGGAUAGCGUUGAACACUGCAUCAUAGGGGUCACCAUCCUGUCCCAGCUGACCAAUGAGAUCAAUCAGGCCGACACGACGCAUCCCCUGACCAAACAUAGGAAGAUCGCUUCGUCAUUCAGAGAUUCCUCCCUCUUCGACAUCUUCACUCUCUCCUGCAACCUCCUCAAACAGGCUUCGGGGAAGAACCUGAACCUGAACGAUGAGUCUCAGCACGGUCUGCUCAUGCAGCUGCUCAAACUCAGCUACAACUGCCUCAACUACGACUUUAUAGGAACGUCCACAGACGAGUCGUCGGACGACCUGUGCACCGUACAGAUCCCCACGUCAUGGAGAUCAGCGUUUCUUGAUUCCUCCACCCUGCAGCUCUUUUUCAAUUUAUAUCAUUCCAUCCCUCCGUCCCUCUCCCCGUUGGUGUUGUCAUGUCUAGUUCAGAUAGCCUCCGUCAGACGGUCUCUCUUCAACAACGCAGAACGAGCAAAGUUUCUUUCGCACUUGGUCGACGGAGUAAAGAGGAUACUCGCUAACCCACAGUGUUUGCCGGAUCCAAACAACUACCACGAGUUCUGUCGUCUGCUGGCCCGACUGAAGAGUAACUACCAGCUGGGGGAGCUGGUCAAAGUAGAAAACUACCCUGAAGUUAUUCGUCUCAUAGCCAACUUCACCGUCACCAGUCUGCAGCACUGGGAGUUUGCCCCCAACAGUGUUCACUACCUGCUGAGUCUGUGGCAGCGUCUGGCAGCGUCGGUUCCGUACGUUAAAGCCACCGAGCCUCAUCUGCUGGAAACCUACACUCCAGAAGUCACUAAAGCCUACAUCACCUCACGGCUAGAGUCGGUCCACGUCAUCCUCAGAGAUGGUUUAGAAGACCCUCUGGAUGACGCUGGUCUGGUUCAGCAGCAGUUAGACCAGUUGUCCACCAUUGGGAGGUGUGAGUACGAGAAGACUUGUGCUCUGCUGGUCCAGCUGUUCGACCAGGCAGCUCAGACCUACCAGGAGCUGCUACAGUCCACCAACUCGAGCGCAGCGGACAUCACGGUGCAGGAGGGUCGGUUGACGUGGUUGGUUUAUAUAAUCGGGGCGGUGAUCGGAGGACGGGUGUCGUUUGCGAGUACAGAUGAGCAGGACGCCAUGGACGGAGAGUUAGUCUGUCGGGUGCUCCAGCUGAUGAACCUGACGGACUCCCGGCUCGCUCAGGCGGGUAACGAGAGACUGGAGCUCGCCAUGCUCAGCUUCUUCGAACAGUUCAGAAAGAUCUACAUCGGCGACCAGGUGCAGAAAUCAUCAAAGCUUUAUCGACGACUAUCAGAGGUUCUGGGGUUGAAUGACGAGACGAUGGUGCUGAGUGUCUUUAUAGGGAAAAUCAUCACAAACUUGAAGUACUGGGGCCAGUGUGAACCAAUCACCUCCAAGACACUCCAACUACUGAACGACCUCUCUUUAGGGUACAGCAGUGUGAGGAAGCUGGUGAAGCUCAGCGCGGUUCAGUUCAUGUUGAAUAACCACACAAGCGAGCACUUCUCCUUCCUGGGAGUGAACAACCAGUCCAAUCUGAGCGACAUGAGAUGUCGGACCACCUUCUACACUGCACUGGGACGCCUGCUGAUGGUGGAUCUGGGUGAAGACGAGGACCAGUUCGAACAGUUCAUGCUGCCGCUGACGGCCGCGUUUGAAGCCGUGGCUCAGAUGCUGAGUACAAACACCUUCAACGAGCAGGAAGCCAAGAGGACGCUGGUCGGUUUGGUUCGAGACCUUCGAGGAAUCGCGUUCGCCUUCAACGCCAAGACGAGCUUCAUGAUGCUGUUUGACUGGAUAUAUCCAGCCUACAUGCCCAUUCUGCAGCGAGCCAUCGAGCUCUGGUACCACGACCCAGCAUGCACCACGCCCGUCCUCAAACUCAUGGCCGAGCUCGUCCACAACAGAUCUCAGCGGCUGCAGUUUGACGUCUCGUCACCAAACGGAAUCCUGCUGUUCAGAGAAACCAGCAAGAUGAUCACGACCUACGGGAAUCGAAUCCUGACGCUGGGAGAAGUCCCGAAGGACCAGGUGUACGGGGUGAAGCUGAAGGGCGUCAGCGUGUGUUUCGCCAUGCUGAAGGCGGUGCUCAGCGGGAACUACGUCAACUUCGGGGUCUUUCGUCUGUACGGCGACGACGCUCUCGACAACGCCCUACAGACCUUCAUCAAACUACUGCUGUCCAUCCCUCACAGUGACUUACUGGACUACCCGAAGCUCAGCCAGUCGUUCUACUCUCUGCUCGAGGUUCUCACGCAGGACCACAUGAACUUCAUCGCCAGCCUGGAGCCUCACGUGGUCAUGUACAUCCUGUCGUCAAUAUCAGAAGGACUCACCGCGCUCGAUACGAUGGUGUGCACAGGCUGCUGCUCCAGUCUGGACCACAUAGUGACCUACCUGUUCAAGCAGCUGUCACGCUCCACCAAGAAGCGCCCCACUCCCAUGGCCACGGACGACCGCUUCCUGCACAUCAUGCAGCAGCACCCAGAGAUGAUCCAGCAGAUGUUGUCCACCGUGUUGAACAUCAUCAUCUUCGAGGACUGUAGGAACCAGUGGUCCAUGUCCCGACCGCUGUUAGGCCUCAUCCUGCUCAACGAGAAGUACUUCGCUGACCUGAGGAACAGCAUCGUGAACAGCCAGCCUCCAGAGAAGCAGCAGGCCAUGCACUUAUGUUUUGAGAACUUGAUGGAGGGAAUCGAGAGAAACCUCCUAACGAAGAAUCGAGACAGGUUUACUCAGAACCUGUCUGUGUUCAGGAGGGAGGUUAACGACAGCAUGAAGAACUCGACAUACGGCGUCAACAGCAACGACAUGAUGAGCUGACAUUCCACACCGACGAGUCUUAUCCCGCUGCAGACAGAGCUCACCCCCCCCUCGCACCUCCACAGCCUCCCUCCCUCCCCCCUCCCUGCAUCAGCCUCCCCCCUCCUCCCUCCCUGGGCCCGGAUGCCUGGGGAUCAUCUCCACCCCCCGACGCGACGUACGGGAUCCCCCUCCCUCCCUCCUUUUUGAUAUAAACAUAUAUAAAUAUAUACAGAUCUAUUUUAAAGCGAUGGUCUGACUCGUCCGAUCAGUGGAGGGGUCAGGAGGUCGGGGGGGGGGGGGGUCGCAUGUGGAAGCACUCUGAAUCACUCACAGAGGGAGGAGGUGUUGCUGCGGAGGUGACGGAGGUGAGGUGGGGGUGAGGAAGGGGACGAAUGCCGGUAAACGUAGUAAUCCGCUUCUGCCUGCCUUGUAUAGAAAAACACACAAAAAACCAAGUGUACAUUUUCUUUCGUAACAUUUUGAACAAUGUUUAUAAUGAUCGAAUUUAAAAACACAAAGAAGAGUUGAGGAAAACAAAAAAAAAGAAAAAAAACGGUGUGAUUGAGCUUUUUACAGUGUAGUGAGUUAGUGCAACUGUCUGUCUGCGUGGGGAGCGAGCUCUCCACACGAGGAGGAGGAGGAGGUGAGGAGGAGGAGGAGGAGGAGGUGAGGAGGAGGAGGAGGAGGUGAGGAGGAGGAGGAGGGGCGGCGAGUAAGCUGAGCUGCAGGGUGGCCACAGGAGCUGGACGGGUGCACACACUAACAGAAAGGGAGAGUCAGAGCGUCCAUGUUGUACAUUUACUCAAGUCUCUGGUUGGACUCAUUCAAACCACCUGACAGGCUUUAAAGGGACAGUCUGCGUUUUCUCUCCUCACCACGUCCACAUGAGUCUGAGAGACAAACAACAACAACAUGUGGGAAGUAGAGCUGCAGCCAUUAAAGGAACAGUUCACCCAAAUUUACAUCAUCCACAAAAUUAGAAUAGACGUUUUGUUCUUCACUGAUAAAAACAGAACUUUAAUAAUAAUCACUGAGUUCAGAUCCGAAGAAAAGUUUAUCACCAACUAUUUUGAUCAUCAAUGAAUCAUUUCAGUCUUUCUUUGAACAUGUGAACAAGUCACGUCCUGGUUCUGAGUUUUUGCUGCUUUUCUGAAGAUAUUAUUCUGAAUCUUUUGUCGGACGGAUCAAUAACUCCAGAUCAAUAAUGUUGGUUGCAGCCGUCAGGUGACAGAGGAAAAGCAGCGCCACAUUCUAGAAGCAGGAAUCGGAGAACAUUCUCACGCUUUAGUUUAGAUGAACUUUCAGUCCGUCACCUCAAGGCUGAAAAACCUCAGACUGUCCCUUUAACUGUCCCGUCAGGUGGGCGAGGCGGCGGCGGCGUCCUGUCGGUCUCGUGCACACACACCUGCUUGUUUCCUCGACGUGUAAACAUCAUGGUCACAUGUUCCCCUCUGGUAGGCCGGCUGCAGUUUCCACCAUCUUGUUUACACUCUGGACUCCUCGGACCAGGUCUAGGACUGCCCCCCUUUUAGGUCCUGCAGCGGAGUCCUUUUGGUGUGUGUGUUGUCUGUCUGUGUGUGUGUCUGUGUGCGUGUGUGUGGUGUGGCUCUCUGUUGCUGUGUGUGUGCGUGUGUGUGUGUGUGUGCGUGUGGCGUCUCAUGGUGCUGCGAUGGUGUGUGUGUGUGUCACUGUACGGGAGGAAGCGUUCUCGACACAUCGGGGCUCCUGAAGGAACCAGUGUAGUUCUGAGCAGAACCGACCUGUAGGAGUCGAGCGUGUACAAAGAGACGGCCGAGCGACGAGCGAGUCGAUUAGCAACUUGUGUUACUCUCUACGAUGUUGCUGCUAACUGUUUGUGACAACUAGCUCAUUUCUAACCAUGUCAGCACUCAUGGAUGUUUAUUGAGUUUCUAAUUUUUGGUUUGUGUCCCUGAUGUGAAUGUGUUGGGUCCAUAGAGUGAGUAGCUGUUUGAGUUGUUUGGAUGUCUGCUACAUAUAGUGUAAGCUUUGUGACUGCAAAUAAACCUCAUUGAUUUUUA
Acanthopagrus latus (yellowfin seabream) is the source of this 5410-nucleotide messenger RNA. It is a transcript of the gene xpo7, whose product is annotated as exportin 7. The record is from RefSeq and is a predicted model, not a curated record. Gene Ontology annotation, cellular component: cytoplasm; nuclear pore. The transcript has 28 exons. The coding region runs from base 114 to 3389 and encodes 1091 amino acids. NCBI's taxonomy places the organism in Eukaryota, Metazoa, Chordata, Actinopteri, Spariformes, Sparidae. Gene Ontology annotation, biological process: protein export from nucleus. Gene Ontology annotation, molecular function: nuclear export signal receptor activity; small GTPase binding.